AUGGCAUCUGCUUAUUAUGAGUUUUACCGAGGUUCAUCGAUUGGCAUGGCUCUGACCGACUCGCUGGAUGAGCUUAUCACCAGUGGUGCCAUUACACCUCAGCUAGCGAUGAAGGUUCUACAGCAGUUUGACAAGUCUCUGGCGGAUACAAUGGUAAAGCAGGUGAAGACCAAGACAUCGUUGAAGGGUCACUUGCGCACCUACCGACUUUGUGAUGACGUGUGGACGUUUAUAAUCAAAAAUCCAACCUUCAAAAUGGAAUCAAAUGACAUGGUCAAUGCCUCGAGGAUCAAAAUUAUCGCAUGCAAAAAUGGUGACGCCAUUGAAGCCGGGAAGAAAUGA
Molecule: messenger RNA, 342 nt
Organism: Psilocybe cubensis
Lineage: Eukaryota; Fungi; Basidiomycota; Agaricomycetes; Agaricales; Agrocybaceae
Exons: 4
Coding region: 1-342 (113 amino acids)
Biological process (GO): RNA polymerase II preinitiation complex assembly; transcription initiation at RNA polymerase II promoter
Cellular component (GO): transcription factor TFIIA complex
Molecular function (GO): TBP-class protein binding; RNA polymerase II general transcription initiation factor activity
Source: RefSeq, a predicted model, not a curated record